Strongyloides ratti is the source of this 1719-nucleotide messenger RNA. Its product is annotated as Tetratricopeptide-like helical domain and Outer membrane protein, IML2, mitochondrial/Tetratricopeptide repeat protein 39 family and Tetratricopeptide repeat-containing protein. Bases 1 to 1719 code for a protein of 572 amino acids. Lineage: Eukaryota; Metazoa; Nematoda; Chromadorea; Rhabditida; Strongyloididae. The transcript has 4 exons. The record is from RefSeq and is a predicted model, not a curated record. Gene Ontology annotation, molecular function: protein binding.
AUGUGUCACAAUGAAAACAAUAAUAAUAAAAAUAAUGAAUUAUAUCGAAAAAUUUCAAUAUAUGAAGAUGCAUUAGAAGAACAUCCAGAAAAAAUUGAAAUUUUUUCAAUAAAGGAAACAUUCUCUGAUACUAAAAUUGCAUUACAUCAUUUUAUGAAUAAUAAAUUUGAAUUAGCUGAAAAAAAAUUAGUAAAAUUUUCAGACAAGACUAUUUAUCAUUCAAUGGGAUUAAGCUCAAUACUAUUUAUCAAAGCUAUUAUGACAUGUGAGAGAAGAGAUUUAGAGAUUGCAUCUGAAUCAUGUAAAAAAACACUUAUUGUUAUAGAAAAUUUUCGCCCAAAAAAUAAAUCACUUAAUUUUUUUUCAUGGAUUGGUAAUCAACAACGUUUAUUAAGUGAUGAAGAAAUUCAUGCUGAAUUAUGUUAUGCUGAAACAUUAAUGAUAAAAGCUAUAUUAACUUUUUUUAUAGAUGAAACAUUAACAAGUUUUUUUAAAGGUGUUUUAAAAAUAAAUAAUUGUCAUUCAAUUUUUAGAAAUUGCUACAAAAUAAUAAAUGAAGAAGAAUGGAAAAAUAGAGAUAUUUUAAUAAGAGAACAAUUUGAAGCUGGAACAAGAGCUGGAAUUGGAAUGUUUAAUUUAAUUAUUUCUAUAAUGCCUCCUAAAAUUUAUAAGUUGUUAGAAUUUUGUGGUUUUAAUGGUAACAAAACAUUUGGAAUGGAGGAAUUAUUAAAAGCUUCAGAAAUGACAAAAACAUUAAGACAACCAUUGGUAUGUAUUUAUUUAUUGUCAUGGCAUUUGAUUGGAACAUUUAUACUUGAGAAUGGUAAUACUGAUAUAAAAUUAUGCGAAAAAUUAUUAAAACCACUUUUACAUGAUUAUCCUGAUGGUGCUAUAAUACUUUUUUUAAAAGGAAGAUAUUAUUUAAUUUGUGGUGACAUUGAUAAUGCUAUACAUUUUUAUAAUCGUAGUAUAAAAGUUCAAAAUACUUAUAAACAAUUUCAUCAUAUUUGCUAUUGGGAAUUAAUAUUUGCUUUUGCCUAUCUACGACAAUGGAGUAGAGCUGCACAUAAUACAAAAAUAUUAAUGGAUGAAUCAAAAUGGAGUAAAUGUGUUUAUACAUAUUUAAUGGCAAUUUUAAUUAAUGCUGAUAAAAUGGUUAAAAAAAAAAAAGAAACAGUUGAUAUAUUACUUAUAAAAGUUUCAAAAUUACGUUUAAGAAUAGCAGGAAAAAGUAUUCCUGUUGAAAAAUUUUGUGAAAAAAAAGCACAAAGAUAUUUAAAAACAGGUUCAUUACUAUUGGCACAAUAUGAAUUUUUAUAUUUUUGGCAUUCUUUUAAUAUUCUUUCAUCUAAUAAUAAAUUAAUUAAACCUAUUCUGGAAGAUAUUAUGGAACUGUCCGGAGAUAUUUCCCAAAAUGAUAAAGUUGAUAUUGAUGAUAAAUGUUUAUACUAUUUUUUAUUUGGUGUUUGUAAUAGAAUUCUAAAAAAUUAUAAUGAAGCUGAAAAAGCAUUUUAUUUUAUUUUAUCAAAAGAAUCUGAAUUGACGGAUCAUAUUUAUUUAGCACCAAAUGCCACAUAUGAAUUAGCGUUACUUAAAAAAUCUGUUGGUAAUAUUGAAAUUUGUAAGCAAUUAUUAAAAAAAGCUUUAUUAUAUCGUGGAUAUUUAUUAGAAACAAGAUUACAUUUAAAGAUUCAUAAUCUAGCAGGAAGAAUAGAAUAA